UCAUCAACAUCUCCUAUACCGUUAGCAGCUCCUCUUCGUUCGUUCUUUUAUUUCCGUGCUUUAUCUAUCUUCUUAUCUCUCUAUUAUGUCUCUCACCCCUCCUCUUUCGCCAUCAUCAAUUGCACCCAUCACCCGUACCAUUGCCAUCAUCAAGAACCAUGCGCUCUCGCACCGUUUCGACAUUGAGCCCCGUAUUCAGGAAGCAGGAUUCGAGAUCGUCAAAGAGCGUCAAAUGGAAUUCGAUGUCGAUUCCGACCCUGAGUACCUCUAUGAACUCUUCGGAGAUGAUGCUGAUUCUCUGGGAGAAGGUCCUGUCUGGGUCUACGUACUUGAGCGCCGCCGUGCCGUCGAGGUUUUCCUUUCAUUGAUGGGUCCUUCCGAUCCAGCCGAGGCUCCGCCUCAUUCUCUUCGUGCCCUCUACGGUCUUUCAGCAGCCCAGAAUGGUAUAAUGGGCUCUCCCGAUACCCAUGCUGCUGAAUUGCAGAUCUCCUCCCUAUUUGCUUCCUCACCGCCGUUCCCUAUUUCCGACCUACCAUCCGUGGACAGCGGCGUAAUUGCCAGCCCCACCAGCGGCAGCCUUAAGUCUCCACCUUCAACUAUCGGCAGCAGAUCCGGGAAAAAUACUCAGUUCAAAGCUCGCGGCCUCCCAGCAUCUCACGCAGCACCGGAUAUCGUACCUCGGACCACCAGAGCGGCCUCAUUGCGAGCUGGGGUCGUCGUUGCACCUUCGGAAAACAAACAUCGAGUCCCUCUGUCCAAGGAGCGACUCGCUAAAACAUUUGCUAAUGUACCUGGCCAUAAGCGCGCCGAGACUAUCCAGGUGGCUUCAACGAACGCGCCAGCAAUCAAACCACGCAUGACGAGGGCGGCCGCAUUGAGACUAGGUAUACCACUUCCGGAGGCAUCUAAGAAGACUACGCCGCCUACGGCCAACGGAACAAAACCGAAGACAGAUGCCAUCUUCGAGGGUAUACCGGGUCAUAAGAGGCGAGAGACAAUUAGUGUCCCAUCACUGGCUACUCGACCGUCUCUUGCCCCAAGGAUAAAUAAGACUUCAGAAUUGCGAGCGCAGAAGGAUAGUGCGCCGCCGACGUCAUUCAUGUUUCGGCAGCCGACCACACCGAAACGACCCGGAUCUGCGAAUAGCCUUUCCCGGAGUACGUCUCGUACGUCCUUACACUCGCAUCCAGCGGCGUUAUCUCGCGCUACGUCUGCGAUGGCUGUCAACAGAGUACAUCAGGAUGCGGCAUUAACGAAGGAGCCUUCCAAGACCUCUGCGUCAAAGGUCACAGAGCAACCAAAGAAGAAAGCGCCCCGUCCUAGUAGUAUCUCUGCACCGGCGAUUGUUCCACGAACAAACCGGAGUGCGGCAUUAAGGGCGGCUCAAAAGGAGGCCGAGACGGCUAAGAUGAAUGGUGCGGGAGUGAAAGUACGGGCAAAGUCUGUCAUGGUUUAGAUUGAGGUUUGGGUCACUUUAAAAAAUUUAAAGAUCGCGCUGGUCGCUCGUUUAUGAAGAGGAGCAAAUCUUUCCGUGACUCGAAUCGGUCCAAUAUGUGUGGACCUUUCUAAGUCCAAUCCCGUUUUACUUUUUUCUGUCUUGCGAUCUGCGACUCAUUAUGCGCUCAUCUCACUUUCCUAUUACUAAUUCAAAUUUUUUAUGUUGUUCAUUUCAUGUUAUUAUUCCUCUAUGUUUAUAGCGAGGGUCGUUUCUCGUAUUUCUGAUGUACAUUGGUUACUUUAUUAUUAUAUGAAGCUCUAGGUUAUAUAUUAUGGAAAGAUGGCGGCCUACCGCAACGUUGCA
Molecule: messenger RNA, 1801 nt
Organism: Guyanagaster necrorhizus
Lineage: Eukaryota; Fungi; Basidiomycota; Agaricomycetes; Agaricales; Physalacriaceae
Exons: 4
Coding region: 86-1456 (456 amino acids)
Source: RefSeq, a predicted model, not a curated record